AUGAAGAGUAAGGCUGACCUUGCAAAGUUUUUUGCCACAUUCACAGAGGCUCUUGAAUAUUGGGGAAAGCUGGCACCGCAGUUCGCAGAUAUAUCUCCCGCAACUGUUGACAAGCCUCUAGAUGAACUUGUCAAAUUGUCGAAAUUGAUUAAAGCUCAUACCACUAAGGUGGGCAUCUUGUACAACCCAGCCAAUCUCAAAUCGGAUGAUCUCAAUGCCCAAUAUACUACAAGUGAGCAGUUGAUGCGAUCUACCAGCAUGCUAGUCACUGUUCUUGCUCAGCUUACUCUGCGCAACCUGGUGCCAGAGUUCUUCGUCAAUGAAGUCACCUACUUGGCAAGCCAGCUUUUUCAGGCAGUCAAAUUUCUUGUCAACGAAUGUAAGAGUAUUGUUGACGACAAUCUCGCCGACGAAGCCCAGUUACGAUUAAUAUCUGUCGGCAAGGUGUGGGAAAUUUGUGAUGAGUUGGUUGCGCUCAUUUUAGGAGGUGAACUUGCAUUACUCGCUACCAAGAUUAAUCAAAGCUUACUCAUUUUUGAUGAUGGAUUUGAAGACUUCAAAGAGUGGGCAGAGAAUCCACAUACUGUGGAGUUAGAUGACAUGUUUGACGAAUUCGACUCUGAUGACUCAGGUGAUGAUGAGGCUGCACCUGUGCCCGCCAUGGAUGAAGCAAAGCAAGACGAAUUGAGAGUUUACGCCAAAAAGUGGGCAAAGAAGCUAGAGUUAGUCAGACUUCUUAUCGCCUCAUUUAAGAAGCUGGUUCCAAAAGCAACGAAAGCGUCUACUGUUAAUGAGAUAUAUCAACUUCAGCAUCAUCUUGGUGGGGCUAUUGAUAAGUUUAUCAGCGAUCUUAUGCUUGAAGGAGCAAUUGAUGACGAACUUAAGAAGCAUUCGGAUGUUGUAUCGGCGGACUGUUAUAAAUUGGUUAAUAUCGCUAUCGGCAUACAUAAUGAGAAGAAGGCCAAGUGGUACAUUACAUGGAAAGUGAAGUACGACGAAGCCUAA
Molecule: messenger RNA, 1005 nt
Organism: Diutina rugosa
Lineage: Eukaryota; Fungi; Ascomycota; Pichiomycetes; Serinales; Debaryomycetaceae
Exons: 1
Coding region: 1-1005 (334 amino acids)
Biological process (GO): regulation of cell cycle
Cellular component (GO): nucleus
Source: RefSeq, a predicted model, not a curated record